AUGUCUCAAGCCACAAUCUCGUCAAACCAACUUUCCAGUGACCAAAGCCGGCGAGCAUCUUCCGAGAUGAUGAAAUACUACCUUGCCAGUCGCCCCAGUACAACGACAGAUAGGCUCGUUCAAGGGAACAUCAUGUCAGACGGAGAUCUCAUAGACAGUCUUAAGAAAAAGGAAUCCCAACUAGAUGUGUUAGUAAGACGGGCGAAGGGGGACGGUUCUAAGUCGACGUAG
This is a messenger RNA of Daldinia decipiens, 231 nucleotides long. RefSeq lists its product as uncharacterized. The coding region runs from base 1 to 231 and encodes 76 amino acids. The transcript has 2 exons. Lineage: Eukaryota; Fungi; Ascomycota; Sordariomycetes; Xylariales; Hypoxylaceae. The record is from RefSeq and is a predicted model, not a curated record.